CGAUCGUGUCAAUUGAGCGUUCAAACUGUCACAGCGGGAAAAUAGCAAUCCUACUCUUUUUGUUAUUGCUUAUUUUUUAUCCGUGAUAUUUAAUUCAACUGAAAAAUUAAGUGCGAAGUGCUUUAUUGGUGGCAACGAUGUGUUCGGAGUCUUUGCCGAAGGAGUUCGAAAAGACCACUGAGGUCUUGCCGUUUCCGAAAUAUGGAUUAUCAUCGGUUGAAGAGUUCCGGAAAGCUGAAGAGGAAGUGCAUCACCAUGAAUGGCUGAAGAAAGCUGGGCUUACUAGCGAGGAGAUAAAGCUAUACCAGGAGAAUGAGGCGGGGCUCCUGGACCAGCGUAAGAAGAUCGAGUCUGGAGCGCUGAAGGAUAAACUCGAAGACAUAUACAAUAAGAUCAAUAAUGCGCACAAUCAAAAUAAAAGUCAUACAGUUACAUCUCAAACUGAGCAGCCAAGCACAUCAUCUGCUCCUGAAAAUCUCAUCGAAAGACUUCAGCAGAAGCCUAUCACGUUCUAUCCCGAGGGCCACCCAAUGAACGAGCUGAAACAACUCGAGGGGAACCUCUUCGGUCACAUGAACAAUGACAUGAUGCCUCUAACCAAGAGGCGCAAGCUUCUGCGUCGGUUACAGCGGAAGAAGGAACGAUUGCAGCAUGACAACCCCUUCAAUAUUGCUGCAAUCCCGAGCACCUCGAGGGUAGACCGUCCAGGAAGCCUUUGGGACAUGAGGGAAAUGCCUCGGUUGAUUCCUCACACAAUCACUAGCAAGGACCAAGAGGCUAAUGCGAUGGGUCCGCAUUUCCGAGCAAUGUAUACGGUGAGGAAUAAUAAAAUUCUGCGGCUGGAACCUGUGCAGCGUGAGCAGGAGGAAUAUAGGGCUGUGGAUAUUGUGAUGCCGAUCAAUGAUGCUGAGAAUAACCUGCUGGAAGGGACUAAGAUGUCACUGGAUGAUAUCAGGAAGAUUGAUCGUUUCAAGGACUGGACUCCUGGUACUCCUUCCAAGGUGCUGUACCUAAAGAACAUUGCUCCAACAGUGAGCGUGGAGCAGCUGUCACUGCUGUUCAACCAGUUUCUGUUGGCUAACGGUGGCCCCGUGGAUGUCAGGCUGAUGACCGGCCGUAUGCGCGGCCAGGCUUUUGUGGGUUUCCAAACUGAAGAUAUAGCCAUCCAGGCCUUAGAUGAGGUGCAUGGAACCAUUCUGAGCGGCAGGCCAAUAAUUGCAGAAUUUGGCAGGAACACCAACAGCAUCCAGGAGGAUUUCAGAUAAACUAAUCAUUAAUUAAUAAAAAAAAAAAUCAUCAAGGGCUAUAAAACCUCUAGCGUAUGAACACGAAUUUCUUAGAAGUCUGUUCACUGAUUCGUCCCUACAUAAUCUGUGAGCGAAAAAAAAAAAUGUUUUGGCGCGCUUUUUUAGAAGACGUCAGUUUUAAAGGUUAUGAUAUGAAACUAAGGUUUCUGUAUUCCCUUUUUGGAAUUAAUGGCGUGUUUGGUAUGGUAAUGCAACACUUUUAUUGUUGCUUGAUGAAUGGACUUAUCAUGGGAUAUAAAGAUGUAUUAAAGAGUGCUCUCUUGUGUAUGAAAUGGUCGUUAAUAUUGUAAGGUAGGCGGCGCCACUGUAGCAAAUGGCAAAAAGCGCGCGUAGUCACUGAAUAAUUUCACCCCACGCACACUAUGCUGAUUUCUCAUGCGAAUGUAGUUUUUAAAUUACAAGUUGUUAGUAAAUUAUACACAUACUAGCUUUUACCCGCGAUUUUGCCCCUGUGAAUUUAGCUUAUGUGUUCCAUACUCCCACUUGUACCUAUGCAAGAUUUCAAGAAGAUUUUUUCAAUAGAUGUAGCGCAAAGAAGUUUGAAAUAAACGUAGUUUUGCUUCUAUCAUAUUAGUUUGGAUAAUAGUACAGUAUUCUUGAUGUAGUAAUACCCCAAUUUAGUCUAGUUCUAAGUACACUUUCAAUUUGGUACCUAUAUACGAUGGUACUUACUGUUUCUUGCAUCUAACCAUCAUCGGUUUUAUAAUUAUUGUCGAAAGAUAAUUUGAAAUUUCUAGUGUUUACUUAUAUGUAUAGCAUUCUAUUUUAAUUAUUAUAUUAUCGGCUUACACAAAUAACUUGUAGGCUUAUAUUCAUGGCGAUGUAGCGAUUGUCUCGCUGCUAGAGCAGUUGAGCCUCUAACAUGGCUUGAAACUAGUCAAGCUCCUCGUCAAACAGUGACAUAAUAAUAAGUAAUAAGCUAAUAACGUAAUAAUUAAUUUAGUAUGUCUCAUUAAAGUUAUAUGAAAAGCAUUAUAUUUAUUUAUAUAUGUAUAAUGCUGUGUUUAUUUUUUGUAUAUAAUUUGUUUGUAUAUGUCGGCUAUUACGAAGUUUUAGUUUUAAAAAUCGACUGUUUCUUUUUCGUUUAUUGUCGUGUAAGACAAUGUGAUUUUUUAUUUUAUAAUACAUAUAUCAUAUAUUACUAUGUAGUCAGUAUAUUAUAAGUCUAUUAUACGUUAGUCUUACUAACGCGUGCUAUAACUGUAAUAAUUUUUCUGUGAAAAGCUGAAAAGCCAUUUUUUUUCGCCGAGACGUGAGAAAUUUUAGGCGGGUAUAAUAGGGAUGAUGACGGGGUAUGAAAAUUAAAAAUGUAUUUAGUCCGUCAGGUAAUGAAAAAAUAUUAGACACGUCAUUUUAUUUAUUUUGUCGUAUAAGGUAACAAUACUUAGAUAAAACGGAUCAAAGUUUAGGAGUGGGAGCUAACUACGUCACUAUUGAGUAUAAAACGUAUACAAAAGUGACGCCACGCGAUAUUUCAAAUAAAUAUAUUAUUGAAUGUACUUGAUUCCGUAAGAAAAUAACAAAUACGUGUCUAAUAUAUUAAAAUAAUCUACAAGACGGACAUUAAAAUAUGAAUAAGUCAUCUACCCUAUUAUGAAAUGUAGAGAAUAACGAGUGUUUAUUAUAAAAAUACUAAAUCAUUAGGAUUUAACUAUCUUGUACUCAAUAAAAAAUAUGGUAGUAAUAUCAUCAUUAUAAUAUCAUAACUUAUUUAUCAGAACCACAUAUUUCUAUUAUUAUGGAUAUUUCUUCUGCGAUUAAUAUUUAAAUGAUACAUAUUAUAGAUUGUAUGUAAGACACGAUAAAUAAUUAGUCUUAGACUAUGUUUAUCAUGUGCACUUUAUGUAUGGAAGUCGUCAAAGCCAGGUUAUUCGAAAUUUUAACGAUUUAUUUUAAGGGCCUACAAAAUAAGGUGUCUUAACCUAAGAUAUAAAGUAUAUUAUGUAGUCCUAUACUUAAGUAUAGGUAUACUAGUUUCUGCUAGCGGCUUCGGCCGCGUUCCCGUGCGAUAAAACGGUAAUUCUAUAAUGUCAGCUCAUACUCUGUUUGUAUACCCAAUUUCACCAAAAUCCGUUCAGUAGUUUCAGCGUGAUUGACGGACAUAUUUAGAUCCAAAAAAAGAAAUUUAUGAAAACAAUGUGAUUUUACGUUUUAAUAUGUGAUAUUUAUACAUUUUAAAUUUUAUUUUAAUGCUAUAAAAUUUAUGUUAUUAUGACAUGAAAUCUUCGGUUAUCGUAUCUUAUGAGACGAAAGAGCCACUUUUAUAUAGUACAUGUAUCAAUAUCUUCAUUUCGAAUACCCUGGAAAUACAUCAUAGAUGUAAGAAAAUAUAACAUUACUCGUAUAACAUUGUUCUCUACAUACAUUAUACAUUACACAUAUGUAUAAAUCAAUUAUGUAACUAAUACAUAUUCUAUACAGAGUGUUAUUGAAUUCAUGGGUAAUUUUAGGUGGCUGUGUAAUACACAAGUCUUGUCUUAGAAACUUACCCUUAAAAGACACGGUUGAUGCUUUUCAUACAUAAACACAUACUAAGCGCCUGUUUCACCACCUUCAUAUAAGUGCCAGAUAAACUUAUGUGACAGAUAGUGCAUACAAAUUACGUUCUUAAUUCAAAGUUAUCUGGUACAUAGCGGCUAUCCAGACAUUGUGAGACAAGUCCUAAGUAUAACCUAAAAGUUUUUCUGACCCACAAAUUCAAUAAUAUUCUGUACCUAUAUUAAUAAUAUACUAAAUAUACAUUCAUUAAUUAAUAUAUACUCAUAUAUAUGACAUUUUAUUAUAUAAGUACAAUAUGUAUUGUAAGAUUUUGAUACGAAACGCCUAUGUAAUAAUCUUAUGUGAAACAUGGGAGGUAAAAGUAUUAUUAUGUUGUUCUUCGUAUUAAUAUGAGAUACUCGAUUAGAUGUUGUUGGCUACGGUUCGUGGUCGUAUCUGGAAUUAUCAUUAUGGCUGAUUAAAGGCUUUAUUUAUUGUGGGAGUUUGCCAUAGACCCCACGUUUGGUCGUCUACGAAGGUGACUGCAAGCUUACUGCUGGGUGAUUCUCAAAAAAAAAAAGCACAAAAAGUUAACGCCGUCAUUAUCCUCAACGAUAGAUAACAAUUAACAAAUUAAGCUGUGUCACUGCUCUCAACCAAUCCAUUAACUACAAACCCUAAAAAUAAGAAUGAUAAUAAGCUACCACGAUGCUUAAUGACGCGGGAGAUUAAUGAUUUGUUAAAGUUUUUGAAGAAACAUCCUGCUACUGGUGUUUCAGUAAAUGUCUGUAUAAAAAACAUAUACAGUGAAACCUUGUUAAGUGAGACACCAAAGGACCUAUUACGUUGAACUAAAACGAAACGAGAGCGCGUUCGGCGCUUUGAUUGGCCGGCGCGAAUUUACCAACCAAUCAGAGCGCCGAACGCGCUCUCGUUUCGUUUUCGUUUAUCGUAAAGCAAACUCAUAUUGAGCCCGUAUUCAAUACGAAUUAGUUUUGUUUAUUGAAACAUCCAGAUUAGAAGCUGCAGGCGACUAUCAAAACCGUAGCCUCAAUUAAUUUUAUAAGCUUUAGACGUAGCGAAGUAGUCACUCAGUGCAAUAUCAAUAUCAUGUAUUUUCAAUUUAUAUCAUAACUAUGUAGUUUGAAUAUCACUGGACAAGCCUAGUUUAGUCACUGGCACCUAUUUAAUAUAUUACAUGACAUUACAUUUAGAUAUGUAACCAUUUAAUCUGAUAUUAACGGAAAAUAAAUCUUAAUUACAUGGA
This is a messenger RNA of Spodoptera frugiperda (fall armyworm), 5052 nucleotides long. RefSeq names its product RNA-binding protein 41. The coding region runs from base 138 to 1265 and encodes 375 amino acids. NCBI's taxonomy places the organism in Eukaryota, Metazoa, Arthropoda, Insecta, Lepidoptera, Noctuidae. Gene Ontology annotation, biological process: mRNA splicing, via spliceosome. The transcript has 5 exons. The record is from RefSeq and is a predicted model, not a curated record. Gene Ontology annotation, cellular component: U12-type spliceosomal complex. Gene Ontology annotation, molecular function: U12 snRNA binding; pre-mRNA intronic binding.